Messenger RNA from Aureobasidium namibiae CBS 147.97, 1428 nucleotides. RefSeq lists its product as uncharacterized. The record is from RefSeq and is a predicted model, not a curated record. Lineage: Eukaryota; Fungi; Ascomycota; Dothideomycetes; Dothideales; Saccotheciaceae. Gene Ontology annotation, molecular function: glycosyltransferase activity. Gene Ontology annotation, biological process: protein N-linked glycosylation. The transcript is spliced from 3 exons. The coding region runs from base 1 to 1428 and encodes 475 amino acids. Gene Ontology annotation, cellular component: Golgi membrane.
AUGUCGCUCUCACGCUCGCCUUCGCCCAAACGAGGCGGUGGCUGGGCCAGUCCCGGACUCAAUGCCAACUUCGCUCAGAGCAGAAGCUCCACCCCCGUCACGUCCUACAGCCAGAACCACUCGGUCACCUGGGCCUCCGCCCAAGCACGAAGCCACCAAGUCAACGGAUACCCAGCAUAUCAAGAUACCGGCUCAGGCUUCUUGACCAAGCACAUGCGCAACAUCUCGGCGAGCCUGCCCUUCUUCAACAACGCCCCCAAAGACGAGCGUCAGGCCGAGAAGGAGAAGAUGAACAGAGCCAGAUGGUCCCCUGCACGACGAGGCUAUCUUGCAAACUUCAAGUCGAUGCUUGGUCACCAUAUGCAGAGAUCAAAAUCUCGUUUCAUUCUGGUACUGGUCCUUGUCUUGCUUAUCAUUUGUUUCUACACCACCCCAUUACAUUAUUGGUACAAGAAGAGUUCAUGGCUGGGCGGCGGCAGCAAGUUUGUCGUCAUCCUUGCAGCCAACAUGGGAGGAGGUGUCAUGGAAUGGAAGGGGCCUCGCGAGUGGGCCAUUGAGCGCGAUAGUGUGCGCAACAAGAAAAACUACGUGCACCGAUGGGGCUAUGAAUUGGAGAUUGUCGAUAUGAGCACAAAGAAACGCUAUGCGCACGAGUGGAGAGAGAGCUGGGAGAAAGUCGACACAAUUCGCAACGCCAUGCGCAAAUACCCUCACGCCGAGUGGUUCUGGUGGCUGGAUCUCAACACAUUCAUCAUGGAACCAUCGUACUCGCUGCAGCAGCAUAUUUUCAAUAACCUCAACGACAACGUCUACCGCGACAUCAACGACUACAACCCUCUCAACAUCUCGCACCCUCUGACGGGAGCCCAUCUCGAUCCCGAAAGUCUCUCGCCCGUCGGAGACGGCAAGGCCGACUCGAUCAACCUGAUUGUGCCCCAGGACUGCGGUGGCUUCAACCUGGGUUCCUUCUUCGUCAAGCGCUCGGCGUGGACGGAUCGUCUGCUCGACAUAUGGUGGGAUCCUGUGGGCUACGAGCAAAAGCACAUGGAAUGGGAACACAAGGAGCAAGACGCGCUGGAAUACAUGUACACCAACCAGCCGUGGGUGCGACCACACCUUGCCUUUAUCCCGCAACGCAAGGUCAACAGCUUCCCACCUGGCGCCUGUGGAGACAACGGCGAAGACAUGAACAUCCACUAUCACGAGCACGACCGUGACUUUGUCGUCAACAUGGCAGGUUGCGAGUGGGGCAGAGACUGCUGGGGAGAAAUGUACAACUACCGACAAUUGAGCAACAGGCUCAACCGCAACAACUGGGAGAAGUUCAAGGACGGAGUGUCGGGAGCCUUCUCAUUCCUCAAGACCAAGAAGAAGGAGAUUACGGGAACGGAGAAGGACAAUGAGGACAAGGAGAAGAAGGAGUCAUGA